Prunus mume (Japanese apricot) is the source of this 1992-nucleotide messenger RNA. Its product is annotated as Phospholipid/glycerol acyltransferase family protein. NCBI's taxonomy places the organism in Eukaryota, Viridiplantae, Streptophyta, Magnoliopsida, Rosales, Rosaceae. Gene Ontology annotation, biological process: phospholipid metabolic process. Gene Ontology annotation, cellular component: endoplasmic reticulum. The record is from RefSeq and is a predicted model, not a curated record. Gene Ontology annotation, molecular function: lysophosphatidylethanolamine acyltransferase activity.
UUCGUAUUCUCGUAUAUGGACUCCUCAUAGCAAGCAACCUGCAAGCCAGCCCCGGUCCCCGGUCCCCGGCACAACACAACCUUCUUCACGAGAUCAAAAAAGAGAGAGACAGAGACACUCCUCUUUCCAGAUCUAAACACUUCGUAAACGUCAUCGUUUCGAUGGCCCUUCACUAGAAACCUCCGAGACUCCCCAGUUACUUUCCAAUGGAGUCCGAACUCAAAGACCUCAAUUCCAAACCAGCAAAGCCCGUCGCCGAAGACGGCUCCGGCGAGCCGGCCCACGACGAUGCCUCAGGCAAGGAUGAUCGCCCGCUCCUUAAACCUGACCCGGCCCCACAAGUCUCCAGCGAGGAGCUCCAGGAGCUGGAGAAGAAAUGCGCUGCAUACGUACGGCGCGAUGCGUACGGCACCAUGGGACGAGGCGAGUUGACGGUGAAGGAGAAGGUGUUGCUGGGGCUUGCCCUGGUGACUCUGGUCCCGAUACGCGUGGUGCUGGCCAUGACCAUCUUGGUAAUCUAUUACUUGAUUUGUCGGAUUUGCACGCUCUUCUCCGUCCCGAAUCGCGACGAGGAGCAGGAGGAUUACGCGCACAUGGGCGGUUGGAGGAGGGCCGUGAUUGUCCAGUGCGGCCGCUCCUUAUCCAGACUUAUGCUCUUCAUCCUCGGCUUCUAUUGGAUCAACGAGACCUAUCGGAUACCGUCAGAUGCUCAACCCAAGCCUACCACCGACUGCAAAGAUGAGAGCGAAGAAGAAGGGACUGAAAGGCCUGGGGCUAUUAUAUCCAAUCACGUUUCGUAUUUGGAUAUCCUCUAUCACAUGUCUUCUUCCUUUCCGAGCUUCGUUGCUAAGAGAUCGGUGGCUAAACUUCCUCUAGUUGGCCUCAUCAGCAAGUGCCUCGGUUGUGUCUAUGUUCAGCGGGAGUCAAAGUCAUCUGACUUCAAGGGUGUUUCAGGCGUUGUGACUGAAAGAGUUAAAGAGGCACAUCAGAGUAAUUCUGCCCCACCAAUGAUGCUUUUCCCAGAGGGCACUACUACAAAUGGAGACUUUCUUCUGCCAUUCAAGACAGGAGCAUUUCUAGCAAAAGCUCCAGUGCUUCCAGUUAUUCUUAGGUAUCCUUACCAGAGAUUUAGUCCUGCAUGGGACUCAAUAUCUGGGGUGCGCCAUGUGAUAUUUCUUUUCUGUCAAUUUGUGAAUCACAUAGAGGUCACAAGGUUACCUGUUUAUUACCCCUCACAGCAAGAAAAGGAUGACCCAAAACUCUAUGCGACCAAUGUCAGAAGGUUGAUGGCCAGUGAGGGUAAAAUGACUCAAUCAGAUAUUGGACUUGCUGAGAAGCGUGUAUAUCAUGCUGCUCUUAAUGGUAAUAAUAGCCGUCCUAGUGUUUUGCAUCAGAAAGACGAUUGAUAAAUUUCAUCGCCUCGCUCCCAAAUGAUAUCUAGUGGCAGUUGAGUUUCAUAGUUUUCGUUGGUAUUCGAUCAUGAUUGCACAGCCACAGUGAGGGGGUGGUUAUUAUCAUUAUUAACUUGUAAUGAUGUGCCAUUACUGAGCUAAGCCCAUGGUGUGCCAUUAUUGACUUGUAAUUCCAAGCUGAUGGAAACUGUGGCCCUUAUAAGAAAGAUACGGGGUCUUAAUGUGCUGGUGGAUCUUUAACGCUAAAAGCAUCCAAUAAUCUGAGAGAGUAUAGCGUGUGGUGUUUGUAUAUUCAACAUGUUUAACGCAUUGCAACCGCCUUAGUCGAAACUUUGCACCUGUAAAUCUGAAGCAUCUCUUUCAUGUUCCUGCAGGUUUGUUUUCCCAAUGCUAAUUCGGAUCGCCAUCUGUAUAUUCGUUGUAUGAUUCUAUUUGUUAUAGGGAAAAAUUAAAAUGGAUAUGGAAUGCAGAAGAGUAAUUUUUGUUUGGUCAGAUGAGAUGAUUUUGUAUUUAUCUGAUGCGUUGCUGUGGAUUGAUGGUGGCAUGGCAUUCUUAAAGCAGGCACUUUCUCGUUUCUGAC